Molecule: messenger RNA, 3289 nt
Organism: Phacochoerus africanus (Common warthog)
Lineage: Eukaryota; Metazoa; Chordata; Mammalia; Artiodactyla; Suidae
Gene: ESPN
Product: espin
Exons: 14
Coding region: 1-2478 (825 amino acids)
Biological process (GO): actin filament bundle assembly
Cellular component (GO): cytoplasm
Molecular function (GO): actin filament binding
Source: RefSeq, a predicted model, not a curated record
AUGGCCCUGGAGCAGGCGCUGCAGGCGGCGCGGCAGGGCGACCUGGACGUGCUGCGGUCCCUGCACGCCGCCCGCCUGCUGGAGCCCUCGCUGCGCGACCCCCUGGACGCGCUGCCGGUGCACCACGCGGCCCGCGCCGGCAAACUGCACUGCCUGCGUUUCCUGGUGGAGGAGGCGGCCCUGCCGGCCGCGGCCCGCGCGCGCAACGGCGCCACGCCGGCCCACGACGCCGCCGCCACCGGCCACCUCGCCUGCCUGCAGUGGCUGCUCUCGCAGGGCGGCUGCGGAGUGCAGGACAAAGACAAUUCCGGUGCCACAGUCCUGCAUCUGGCUGCCCGCUUCGGCCACCCUGAAGUGGUGAACUGGCUGCUGCGUAACGGCGGUGGGGACCCCACCGCGGCCACAGACACAGGCGCCCUGCCUGUUCACUAUGCUGCCGCCAAAGGAGACUUCCCCUCCCUGAGGCUGCUCCUCAGGCACCAUCCUGAGGGAGUGAAUGCCCAAACCAAGAACGGUGCCACGCCCCUGUACCUGGCGUGCCAGGAGGGCCACUUGGAGGUGACACAGUACCUGGUGCAGGAGUGCGGCGCGGACCCGCACCUGAGCGCCCACGAUGGCAUGACCCCGCUGCAUGCCGCGGCGCAGAUGGGCCACAGCCCGGUCAUCGUGUGGCUGGUGAGCUGCACCGACGUGAGCCUGUCGGAGCAGGACAAGGACGGCGCCACGGCCAUGCACUUCGCGGCGAGCCGCGGCCACGCCAAAGUGCUCAGCUGGCUCCUGCUGCACGGCGGCGAGAUCUCGGCCGACCUGUGGGGCGGGACCCCACUGCACGACGCCGCCGAGAACGGGGAGCUGGAGUGCUGCCAGAUCCUGGUGGUGAACGGCGCGGAGCUGGAUGUCCGCGACCGCGACGGGUAUACGGCCGCCGACCUCUCAGACUACAAUGGCCACAGCCACUGCACCCGCUACCUGCGCACCGUGGAAAACCUGAGCGUGGAGCACCGCGUGCUGUCCCGGGAUCCAUCCGCCGACCUGGAGACCAAGCAGCCUGACUCAGGCAUGUCCUCGCCCAAUACCACCGUGUCGGUCCAGCCACCCAACUUUGACCUCAGCUCACCCACCAGCACCCUCUCCAACUACGACUCCUGCUCCUCCAGCCACUCCAGCAUCAAGGGCCGACGCCCCCUGCAUGGGCUUUCCAGUGUAGGAGCUGCCGAUAUACAGAGUUACAUGGACAUGCUGAGCCCUGAGCCCGGCCUGCCCCGGGGCAAGGUGGAGAGACCCAGAGCACCUCCGCCACCCCCCAGCUUCCCUCCACCGCCGCCACCCCCGGACACCCAGCUGCCCCCACCCCCGCCAGGCUACCCAGCUCCCAAGCCCCCUGUGGGGCUCCAAGCAGCUGACAUCUACCUGCAGACUAAGAACAAACUCCGCCACGUGGAGACCGAGGCCUUCAAGAAGGAGCUGAGCUCCCGCGACGGCCGCAACGGGCUGCGGAGGCAGGACUCCAGCCGCAAGCCCCGCGCCUUCAGCAAGCAGCCCAGCACGGGGGACUACUACCGCCAGCUGGGCCGCCCCCCCGGGGAGCCGCUGGCCGCACGCCCGGGCAUGGCGCACAGCGAGGAGGCGGCGCUGCUCCCCGGGAACCACGUGCACAACGGCUGCGGCGCGGACCCCAAGGCGUCCAGGGAGCUGCCCCCGCCGCCCCCGCCGCCGCCCCCGCCCCUGCCCGAGGCCCUGAGCUCGCCGCCGCCGGCUCCGCCACUGCCCUUUGAGGGCGCUGGCCCUGGCUGCGGGCAGCGCCGCUCCUCCUCGUCCACUGGCAGCACCAAGUCUUUCAACAUGAUGUCCCCGACGGGCGACAACUCGGAGCUACUGGCUGAGAUCAAGGCAGGCAAGAGUCUGAAGCCGACACCACAGAGUAAGGGGCUGACCACAGUGUUCUGGGGCAGCGGGCAGCCAGCCUCCCAGCCCGACUCGCCACUGCCGCCAGUGUCGCCUGCGCCGUCACGGGCCCGGAGCCCCACUCCUCCUCCGGCCACAGGGUCCCAGCCACUGCUCAAUGGCAGUGUGGCGCCGGCACCGCCCGCCACCCCUGCACCAGGUGUGCAGCUAGACGUGGAGGCGCUCAUCCCCACGCAUGACGAGCAGGGCCGACCCAUCCCUGAGUGGAAGCGCCAGGUGAUGGUCCGCAAGCUGCAGCUGAAGAUGCAGGAGGAGGAGGAGCAGAAACGGAAGGAGGAGGAGGAGGAGGCCUGGCUGGCCAGCAUGCCUGCCUGGAGGCGGGACAUCCUGCGGAAGAAACUAGAAGAGGAGAGGGAGCAGAAGCGGAAAGAGGAGGAGCGACAGAAGCAGGAGGAGAUGCAGCGGGAGAAAGAGCAGUCGGAGAAGCUGCGGACACUCGGCUACGAUGAGAGCAAGCUGGCGCCCUGGCAGCGACAGAUCAUUCUGAAGAAGGGGGACAUCGCUAAGUACUAGUUGCCGCCCUCCUGCCUGCAGCCUUGCGAGCUUGGGGGGCCCCAGCCCCCGCCCCGGCCUGCCCCGCUCGGGCGGAAGGGCUGGGAGCCGCACCGCCCUCCCUCCCGCACCGGAUCCCCUCUGUGACCGCUACCCUGGCCCCCGCACCCUUAGCCCGCGGGCGACGCAGGAGUGCGCCCGCCGCCGCCGCCGCCGCCGCCGCCGCCGGCGCAGUCGCCCAGAAAAAGUGCCCAAGCUGUUAACGCAAAAAGAUGCUGCUUAUUUGCAUGCCUAUUUACAUACAUUUGCAUGUUCGUUGAAUGUCAAAGUGUGCAGAGCUCUCCCCAGCCCCGUAGGUGAUGAUCUCUUUUCCUGCGGGGGGCGCGCCCGGCUGCCGCCCCCUCCCCCGCACCCCGGAACCCGCGUUGCUGGCGCAUCCUGGGCGGAGGCAGGCCCCGCGCUCGGGGAAGGGGCUUUCCUCCCAUUCUGACCCACAUCUGCGCCCGGCCCAGCCCCGGCAGCAUUUCCCAUCCCGGCCGAGGGUUUCCUCUCAGUCAUUUGUUUACCAGAAACGGUGGAAACUGCAAACUACCCGUUGGGACGGAGUUGCCGCUCCUGGCGCCCCACCUCUGCCGCCACCUCCCUUAGGUCUGCGCGCCGUCCCCAGCCAGGCCCCGCACUCCCCGGCCCGUUUCACUGCCCCGGUGGAAUGAGUGGAGGACGAAAGACCCUGGACCUGUGUCUCCAACUGCUGCCUCCCAGGUCCCCGCGCCCCCGCCGUCUCGCACCCCCAUUAAAGCUCUCAGCCGCCCGGGGCUCAGGUUCACUCUCA